AUGAAUGCCUCGUAUGCGAUCAUGGCCGGCACCAUGCCGAUGACAACGAUAUCCGACACCCUCGACUUCACCCCCCCGGGGUCCAUCCUGGAUGAAGCAAUGAGGCUGCAGCUGGAGAGCAUCUACUUUGCCAACUUCCAUCCCCAGUGGCCGCUGCUGCACCGGGAGACGUUCGAGAUGACAGCGCAGCCCAAGUUAUUAACGCAGGUCGUCAUGACUGUUGGGUUGUGGUUCGCUUCAUGGCCGGACGCUAGGAACCUGGCGAUCAAGUUUCACGAUAGUCUCCUGGUAGAAGCAGGAAAAAAGCUUUCCCUGCUGAUCUUGACAAUACUCGUGCCGUAUCGAGCGGACGAGUCCAUGGACAAAGUGAUGAUGACGCACACCCUCUUGCUCGAGACGUUCAAAGCUACGGGUGUAUACGAGCAGUCAAAGAUCAACCUGGGCUCGCAACUCUGUGGUUAUAGUGGAUACCCUUGGAUCUUCAAAGAAUUUUACCAACGUCUCGCCGUCUACCAGUUCAAACUACACCUCAUCCUCCAAACAAUGUUCAUCACAAUACACCCUGACCUGCGCCUCUCCCGGAACGUGGAGCCGGGCAUGCUCGGGAUCAAAAUACCUUUGCCGCUGAUGAUGUGGGAUGGCCCCGCGGCGCACUGGUACGGCAUGGUGCCGAUGGACCACGACGACGAUGUCCUGAUGAUUAGCAAAAUGUGCGAACAGGCGAGCCUGACAAUGGAUAAUAAGGCGCUCGUCCCGCUGCUCUCCUGGGACCGGUGUUUGGGUAUGGCGAUUUGGUGUUGGUGUCUACGGGGGUCCGAGACCGAUAAAGAGUUUGUAGAGAGCGUGAAGCCGUUUGUUCUCGAUUCAUUGAAAAACACCAAUGCUUUUCCAGGGCCGAGCUAA
Messenger RNA from Colletotrichum orchidophilum, 903 nucleotides. RefSeq names its product early growth response protein 1 is a zinc-finger protein. The transcript is spliced from 3 exons. The record is from RefSeq and is a predicted model, not a curated record. Gene Ontology annotation, molecular function: zinc ion binding; DNA binding. Gene Ontology annotation, biological process: DNA-templated transcription. NCBI's taxonomy places the organism in Eukaryota, Fungi, Ascomycota, Sordariomycetes, Glomerellales, Glomerellaceae. Bases 1 to 903 code for a protein of 300 amino acids.